Molecule: messenger RNA, 2257 nt
Organism: Drosophila busckii
Lineage: Eukaryota; Metazoa; Arthropoda; Insecta; Diptera; Drosophilidae
Gene: Rint1
Product: RINT1-like protein
Exons: 5
Coding region: 28-2205 (725 amino acids)
Biological process (GO): endoplasmic reticulum to Golgi vesicle-mediated transport; regulation of ER to Golgi vesicle-mediated transport; retrograde vesicle-mediated transport, Golgi to endoplasmic reticulum
Cellular component (GO): Dsl1/NZR complex
Source: RefSeq, a predicted model, not a curated record
CUUUAAAAUUAAAAUUUAAAUGAUAAAAUGCAUGCAACGUUGAGUGAAAUUGAAACCCGUGUGGUGUCACGUCUAAACAAAGAGCUUGGCAAAGAUGCCAGCAGGCUACAUCAGUCUACGGAGCUUGUAAGCCACUACAAGGAGCGGUUGAAAUCAUUACAACAAACACUUAAUUAUGAGAACGCUGAUCCGCAAAGAGAGUGUCGAUAUAGAUCGGCGUUUCAGUUUCAAGAGCAGGUGUGCGAGAGUAUUGACUUUGAACUCGAGAAACUCGCUCAAUUCUCUGCGCAGCUUAAGUUAAAGCUCAAGGAGUGUCAGCCAGCGCUGGAUGGUGUUGCUGAGGAUCUACAGAAAGUGCGGCAUUUUCAAAGGGUAACUCAAUAUCUGCGUCUGGUACAGGACAUACAAGAAAUCAGCGCUGCCUUGACCAACACUAUUAAUGGCAAGGACGAGGCAAAACUGGUUAACAUCUACCUAACGCUCUACGAGGGCAAUGACUGUGAACAUAGCGUAGUCGGACGUCUUCAGGCAGUCAAUGCGCAAUCACUAAAAUCCUACGCCGAAGCCACUGCCAUCUAUUGGCACCGACGACUUAUGCAGCGGCUGUCCAGCGAGUUUGAAGCUGUACUCAAGAGCCUACGAUGGGCGCACUUGGAGCAGCAGCCGUUGAACUAUUCUCCCAGUCGUGACACUGCCAAGGCGCAACUGCUUGCUGAGUAUAUGUUUUUAAUUAAAUCACCAGCGGAAGAGCAUGCCCCUCUGCAAAGCAUCACUCCUAGCAUUGUCUGCCCGCCUAUAAGUCAAGUGGUGCAGCUGUUGCUGGCGCCUUAUCGCCAGCGUUUUACGUUCCAUUUUACAGGCACACGCCAAACAAAUCGAUUAGACAAGCCUGAAUGGUUCUACACACAAAUUCUGAAUUGGGGCAAGGAGACGCAUUUCUUUGUGGGCAACACAUUUCAACCUGCCGCUAUGAAUGCGGGCAAGCUUGACUACAAUCUGCGGCUGGAAUUUAUGCGUGGCUUAGUGCAAUUAAUCAUUGAGAAGCUUGCUGUUGACAUAGAGCAAAUAGCACAGGAUGAGCACUUGUUUGCGCAUCUUUUGGAUGAGACUUUGGCCUUUGAAACAGAGCUGCGUGACACAUUUGGCUAUCCAGCCAGUUUUCCCAGCGCCAUUUCUGUGCUUACACAGCCUAUGUAUUUGCUUCGAUGGAUUGCGCUGGAGGAGCAGUUUUGUGCGGAAAAAAUGGAUGAUAUACUGCAGGCGGAGACACCUUUCCAGCUCAUUGAUCCCAAUACAUACGAGGAUGAUUUGAAGAUACCCAAGUGUGCGGAUCAAUUUAUGCGCUUGUUGGAGGCAAUAAAAGAUCGUUACUACGCACUCAUACAACCAGGACACCAGCUGCAAUUCUUAAGCCUACAACUAGAGCUAAUUGACAGCUUUCGGCGACGACUGGUGCAGCUGCAUAGCAGCGGCGCUGUUGCCAGUUUACCCAUACUCAAUGCUAUUAACUAUUUGAUUAUGGUGUUGCGCGAAUGGGGCGAGAAUGUGCACUAUUUGCAUCUGCAUGCUGCAUUGGCAGGUCCGAAUGCUUCCGAGAUUAAUUCGGUGUUUGAGCAUGCUGUCGCCGAGUUAGAGCAUUGGGCACGUCAGCUAAUGAAAAACCUGUCCAACAAAGCGGUUAAUGAGAUGAAAGCCAAGUCAAUGAGCUAUCGACAUGAUGCCUGGCCCAGCAUGCCCGAACAGAAUAGCAAGGAGCCGUUUAUACUCUCACCCAGUGGCGGGGAAAUGUUUCAAGUACUUGUCACGCUGCUACACAAUUUAGAGAGUGAGCUCUCCACUAAUCUCUUUGAGCAAACGCUGCGAUUAAUGGCCCAACAAAUUGAUGACUUUAUGCUAGAGAGCAUGAUAUUAAACACAAAGUUUUCACCAGCUGGUGCCGCUCAAUUCAACUAUGAUAUGACGCUGUUGUUUGCGCUUUUCGGACAAUACACUCGCCGUCCCGAGCUGCUUUUCAAGCGAAUACAUGACGCUAGCAAAUUGUUGACUGCGGCGCGGAGCACGGCACUGUUGCUGCUGGAAACACUGAGUAGUGGGCAGUCAGUAGAGGAGAAAACGAAGCCACUGCAUGAGCUACGCGUGCUCAGCUUGGACAGCAAACAGUGCAUUGAGGUGUUGGAGCGACGAACCGACAUUAAAAUGUUUUGAAAUAAAGCAGACGUGGUCAGUUUGAUAAACAUUUGAUGUGAUUACAUUUCUA